AUGCCGUUCUCCCACAAGCUCGAGCUCCUCGUUCGAGUUAGUCGGCCAACGUACUGGAUAGGGCCUCCGAUUCUGUACUUCUUUGGGAUGUUGCAGGCUGGCACAUAUCCUCAGACUAUUGCAGAGAUCAUCCUUGCUGCCGCACUGUCAUUCCCCCUAUCCUUAGUUAUCUAUGGUGUAAACGAUAUCUACGACCACGACACGGAUAUAAAAAACCCGCGCAAGGGUAAAGCAUGGGCAGAUGGCGCCGUCCUCAAUAAAGCCCAUUAUCAAUAUAUACUAUCUGCCUGCAAAGUCGCUACUACGGGCAUACUUUUCCUUGCAUUACCUGCUUCAAUUCAAUCAUCUCAAAUUCUAGGGCUCAUUUCGGUAUCUCUUGCUGUUGCAUGGGCAUAUUCAUCACCGCCGAUUCGGUUUAAAGAACGGCCAGUUAUGGACUCUAUGUUUAGCGGGUUGCUUUACUGGUCCAUAUGGGCCUGCGGCUUUGUUAUAAGUAAGGAGUCAACUUACAGUGGCAGAGAUAUUUUAACUCAUGGAGCUUGGGUUAUAUUCAAUGUGAUGGGGCUGCACAGCCUCGCAGCUAUUAUUGAUGCAAACGCAGAUGCGGCUGCAAAGGUUCGGACGAUAGCUACAGUCUAUGGAGAAAAAUGUACUGCUUUGUUCAUCAUGGCUUCCUUGUAA
Molecule: messenger RNA, 681 nt
Organism: Microsporum canis CBS 113480
Lineage: Eukaryota; Fungi; Ascomycota; Eurotiomycetes; Onygenales; Arthrodermataceae
Product: prenyltransferase
Exons: 2
Coding region: 1-681 (226 amino acids)
Cellular component (GO): membrane
Molecular function (GO): transferase activity, transferring alkyl or aryl (other than methyl) groups
Source: RefSeq, a predicted model, not a curated record